UUGCACACUUGGCCAUGAGAGUUUACUCCUCGCUCUAAGCGGAGUGUCAGAGUGGAAAGGUGAUUGCAGUGUUAUUGCACACUGCCUGCUUGAAGGUCUGAGAGCAAUGGCAGCGUGGCGCAAGUUGUUCGCCUCCGUCUCUGCUUUCAGAGCGCUGAAUGCGCCCUGCCGGAGUCUUAAAAGCAGCAGUAGCAGAGGAGCAGAGAAGGACUUCUUUAAAGAUUUGGAGGCUCAGUUUCGGGCUUUCCGUGAGAAAGCGGCUGCAGCGAUGCCCGGCAGUGACUGGAGCCCGUUCGAGCUGAACCCCGGGCUGCCCCCAGAGAGGGCUGAUGUGGUAAUAGUUGGAGGUGGGGUCGUGGGCUGGUCCAUUGCGUACUGGCUGAAGAGGAAGGAGACAGUGCGAGAUGCUCUAAGAAUACUGGUGGUGGAGAAAGACCCGACUUAUUCUCAGGCAUCAACUGUGCUGUCAUGUGGUGGAAUUCGACAGCAGUUCUCCUUAAAAGAAAACAUCCUGCUGUCAUUGGCUUCAGCUGAUUUCAUGAAGAACAUUAAUGAUCAUCUUGGAGUGAUAAAUGAAGACCCUGUAGAUCUACAGUUUAAUCACUCAGGAUAUCUCUUCCUCGCCAGUGAGAAAGCAGCUCAUAUCAUGGAAGAAAACUACAGCACUCAAAGAAAUGCUGGUGCUAAGGUCACCCUCCUGUCACCAACACAACUGAAGGAGCGAUUCCCUUGGAUGAACACAGACGGUGUUGCUUUGGCCUCUCUUGGACUAGAGAACGAGGGCUGGUUUGAUCCCUGGUCUCUCCUGAAUGCACUCAGACGUAAGGCUGUGUCUAUGGGCGUGCAUCAGUGCUUUGGAGAGGUCACAGGAUUUAGAUGUUCCACACAGAUGGCAGAAACUUUUGAUGGAGACUUUUUUAAUGUCAAUAGGAUAAAAUAUGUUAAUGUACGGAUACCCAACAGUUUGGAGUACCAGCCCGUGGAGUGUGCAGUUGUGGUGAAUGCAGCAGGUGCAAAUUCAGGAAAGAUCGCUGCCAUGCUGGGCAUAGGAUUAGGCCCGAAAGAAAGUAUAUCUGGAAUUCCAUUACCUGUCGAACCCAGAAAGAGAUUUGUUUAUGUGGUGCAUUGUCCUGAUGGCCCAGGGUUAGAUACUCCAUUUCUGAUUGACUAUUCAGGGGUUUAUUGCAGACGAGAGGGACUGGGAGGAAAUUACAUCACAGGAAUGUCGCCAGAGGAGACAGAAGAACCAGAUAUCAAUAACCUUGAUGUGGACCAUGAGUUCUUUCAGGAGAAAGUCUGGCCACAUUUGGCCCACCGUCUUCCUGCAUUUGAGAGUCUGAAGGUUUCAAGCGCUUGGGCUGGAUUUUACGACUACAAUACCCUCGACCAGAAUGGCAUUAUAGGACAGCACCCUAUGGUGACCAACAUGUACUUUGCCACAGGCUUCAGUGGUCACGGUCUACAGCAGUCCCCUGCGGUCGGCCGUGCCGUGGCUGAGCUGAUUAUCGACGGGUGCUACAAGACCAUCGACCUCAGUGCCUUUGACCUUAAACGGAUCCUCCUGCAGGAACCCAUUCUGGAACGAAACAUCGUGUGAGGAGAGAAACACUUGCGAAGAUAAUUGUUUGUCUGUACCCUCAUUAGGCAGGGCAGCAUUUGCCGUGAUCACCAAGAUAACGACCUUGUCUGUAUAGUUCAGACAGAUCUCUGAAACUGGAAUCCAUUUUUCGAAGAAUGAGAUCAGUUUGGUUAGCAAACCUUAUGAGACUUGAAAUUAUUAGGAUAUGAAAGAGUGAGAAACGUUGCUAUGGUUUGACAACACGCAUAAUGCACAGUAAACAUUUGAAGUCUUAUAAGAUGCAAGGUCUUUUGGAGUUCAUAUGCAACUUUUUUUUAUUUUGGAAAUGCAUAUAUUUAAAUAUAUGACAGCAUAUAACAGGAGGAUGUUAGAAGAUCUGUAGAUCUAAUGAGUACCAAAGGUAAUCAUGAACUUCAAAAUUUCACACCUAAAUAUUGUGGUGUGUAAUCAAAUCUCAUGGAUUGAAUUUUGUAUGUGUGAAGUAUUUAAUCUGAAAUCUUCUUAUUCUUAUAUUUUGAAAUGCUUAUUAACAUGGAUGUGAAUACACAUGAAUUGUAAAAAAAAAAAAAAAAAUAGCUGUUGAUUUGCAGCAUGCAUUUUUACAUAUAUGGGAUACUUUAGAAUUAAUCAGAAAAAACUAAACAUACAAGCUAUGCAUUUAACCUACACAAAGUGGUACAUUGCUUGUUUGUUUUGCAGACAUAACACUUACAAAUGUAUUAGUGCAAUCCCACCACAGCUAAGCAAUGCCAGUAAACGUCUAACACAAAUACACAUGCUACAGUACAUUAAAACAUGGUUUACUAAAGUUAAAAAAGGAGUACAAAUAAUAUUUGACCGAAUAAGUAACGCAGUAUAAAAAUUAGAAUUAUUCAUCUCUUUGCCUUCUUUGCAAACAUUUCCGUGACAGACGUUGACUUGCGUUUUACACCUGGACAGAAAGAACACAAAUCGAAAUCAUUAUAAAAGUCUACUCAAGUCAAAAAACUCAGAUUAAGACACUAUCAAUAAACUUUUUGAUUUCUCA
Messenger RNA from Xyrauchen texanus (razorback sucker), 2606 nucleotides. It is a transcript of the gene foxred1, whose product is annotated as FAD-dependent oxidoreductase domain containing 1. Bases 107 to 1597 code for a protein of 496 amino acids. The record is from RefSeq and is a predicted model, not a curated record. Gene Ontology annotation, molecular function: oxidoreductase activity. The transcript has 11 exons. Gene Ontology annotation, cellular component: cytoplasm. Lineage: Eukaryota; Metazoa; Chordata; Actinopteri; Cypriniformes; Catostomidae.